AUGACCAGGAUAACCAUCGUUGGGCUGAAACCAGAGACGACGUACGAGGUCAAGAUGUCCGCCAUCAACGGCAAAGGCGAAGGCGAGAGCAGCCGUGCCAGCACUUUCAAGACGGAGCCAGUCCAAUAUUCUCUCACACUUGCGUCAUCGGCGCCGCCGGCUAUCGCUGCCACCAGUAUGGCCAUUAAAGGGGAACCAAAUGCUCCAAUACUAGAAGUCCUGCCUGGAAAGAACCUUAACUCUGUUAAAAUCAAGUGGACCAAGCAGGAUGACGGAGGCUCACCUAUCAAACACUACCUGCUGCGAUACAAGGCUAAACACGUUUCCGACUGGAAACCAGAGCAGCGCCUUCCCCCACUCAGCGAUUACGUCACGCUGACCGGCCUGGACUGGAACACAGAUUACGAGAUCCACGUGGUGGCAGUGAACCAGCGGGGCCCGUCUGAGCCGUCCGUCACCUCCUUCAGAACAGCUACAGAGCCCACCACCGUCCCAGACGCCGCGGACGGCGGCUCGGUGCUCGGCACCGGCGCCAUCGUGGGCAUCCUCAUCGUCGUCUUCUUGUUGCUGCUGGUAGCUGUGGAUCUCACCUGCUACUUCCUCAACAAGUGCGGGCUCCUCAUGUGCAUCGCCGUCAACGUGUGCGGGAAGGCCGGCCCCGGCGCCAAGAGCAAGGACAUCGAGGAGGGCCAGGCGGCUUUCUCGAAGGACGAGUCCAAGGAGCCUAUUGUGGAAGUGAGAACAGAGGAAGAAAACACCCCCAACCAGGAGGGAGGGGGUCCCACCGAGCCCAACGAGACCACCCCACUGACGGAACCAGAACCUGCCGCUGCAGAUUCCCUGAACACGGUGGUAAACUUGCUCCCCUCCACUGCUGCUAACUCGGUUACCGAGAGCUUUAGCACGCCGCAGACUAACCCCUCUAGAGAAAACGCCACGUCUUCUCCUACAAACACCGCCGCAGCCCCUUCCAACUCACCUGAAGCCGACCCUGAGUGCAAUGUCGGGCCCCUGGUUGACCUCAGCGACACGCCAAAAGCUGCCCCUGCCUCCAGCCCGCCUGCACUAGAGCCAGUUAGCCCCCCCUGCGCUAAUGCCAAUGGGCCACAGAGUAAGGACUUACAGGUAGACGGGCCGAGCGAGGACGCCAGCAAUUCCCCGUGCUCAGACUCCACCACGGCGGCCCAAAAUGACGGGAAGACUGCGAAGGAUGAUAACACCAAAGCCGAGACGGAGGUGAAGAACGCCACGGCUGAGGUGAAGACGGUUCCCAACGAGGCUCCACAGGCCAACGGCAACGAGAGUAAAGCGUAAUCUCCCCGGGAAGACGGGAACGGGAAGGGGUGGGGGGGGGGAUUGGGAGAGAUCUGGGUGUGGGCUUUACAGGUUAAAAGCAGCGGUGGUCACAGUCACUGAAACUUCGAAACCAUUUCACACACCACCCCACUGCAUUAGGAAAAAAAAAAAGAGCAACUGAGAAGAGAAACUACAAAAA
Messenger RNA from Fundulus heteroclitus (mummichog), 1495 nucleotides. Its product is annotated as neural cell adhesion molecule 1-like. Gene Ontology annotation, molecular function: protein binding. The coding region runs from base 1 to 1314 and encodes 437 amino acids. NCBI's taxonomy places the organism in Eukaryota, Metazoa, Chordata, Actinopteri, Cyprinodontiformes, Fundulidae. The record is from RefSeq and is a predicted model, not a curated record. Gene Ontology annotation, biological process: cell-cell adhesion. The transcript is spliced from 10 exons.